Danaus chrysippus (African queen) is the source of this 1692-nucleotide messenger RNA. The record is from the annotation of a GenBank genome assembly. Lineage: Eukaryota; Metazoa; Arthropoda; Insecta; Lepidoptera; Nymphalidae.
AUGCCACGUAAAAGGACUCGUACAACCACAAAAGCUUCUUGGACAGUGGAUUCAUUAGAAAAUGCAGUAUCUGUCCUCAAAAGAGGAGGCAUUUCGGUGUACAAAGUAUCUCAACAAACAGGUAUUCCUUACAGCACUCUAAAGAAGAGGUACAAUUUAGCGAAAGCUGGCGGUAGUAGCUACAAACACUCUCCUAAGCUGGGAAGAUCCACUGUAUUUAACGUUGCCCAAGAAGAAAUACUGGCUAACCAUCUUCGGACUAUGUCUAAUAAAUUUUAUGGUUUAACAAGAGAACAGUUUCGCAAAGUAUGUUACAGUGUAGCUAAACAACUAGGUAUUGAGAAACGAUUUAACCAAGACAAUCAAACUGCAGGAAAAGAUUGGCUGGCUGGAUUUUUGCAGCGUCAUCCAGACUUAAGUAUAUUCCCUAUGAAUCCUGGAGUUUUUUGUGAUGAUGACUUCAUUAAUGAGGAAUCCAGAUCAGCUGUGCCUGAGGCUGACGCUCAACAGCAGCCAACUAGUGUCACUCCUAUUCCAUCAACAUCAAAUCAGGCUGAGCAACCACAUGCUAGCCCUGCAACAAGUCCAUCUAUUUUUUGUGAUCUGCAAAUUGAAACGGAAAUUAUUCAAAGGGAAGCUGCUGUAACUCCAGUUUCUAUUCCAUCGACAUCAUCACACACUAUCAGACCUAUCGCAACUCCGCCCAAUAUUGACUUUGCUAAUGUUGUCUCCAUUGUCAGCCCACUGCCCCAACAACUCAUCUCUCAAAAACAAAAACCGUUGAAGAACAAACAGCAUUCUGAAAUAAUAACAAGCACUCCAAUGAAAGCAGUAUUUGAAGAAAAGAAGAGAAAAAGAACUGAAAAGGAGAAUAAGAUAAAGACAAUUAAGAAAAAUAAAGGAAACUGUGAUAAAGAAAAUUGUGUCAAGGGAAAAUGUGCCAAAGGAAAAUGUAUUAAGAAGAAACAUACCAAAGAUAAAGAGAUUAAAAGCAAGAAGACUACAACCAGAAACACAAGGAUCAGAAAGGCAACAAAAUAUUUGUUUAAAAGUGAUGAUGAAAACUCAUCUCUUGACCAAAUCGACGAAAAUGCUAUCUGCGAUGAUGAGUCAGAAUAUUCUGAAGAGGAGAAUUUAUGUGCAAUUUGUUUAGAUCUUGGAAAAAAUGGAGAGAUGUGGUACCGAUGCAGAAGUUGCGGAAACUGGGCCCACAAAGAGUGUACUGGUAGUGAUAGUCCAGAUACUUAUAUUUGUGCAUUUUGUUUGGAUCCAUUUAGACAACGUCAUGAUAUAGUGGUCGGUAAAGUUUGUGGAGAAGCCGCUAGUGUAUCGCAAAACGACUGUGAUAAUUGGUUGAAAACAGUUUUACCAAAAUUAACUGAAGGAUAUACAGACAGUCAAAUAUGGAACGCUGAUGAGACAGGAUUAUUUUUUAAAUUGACUCCCGAUAGAACGCUAAAAUUCAAAGGAGAAAAAUGUACAGGAGGGAAACUAUCAAAAGAUAGAAUAACGGUGCUUGUUGCUUCAAGUAUGGAAGGUGAAAAACGUAAAUUGCUGGUUAUAGGUAAGGCGAAAAAACCAAGCUGUUUCAAGAAUGUUAAAACUUUGCCAGUUGAUUACGAAGCCAACAAAAAGGCGUGGAUGACAUCAGAAAUUUUAAAAAAGUUUUAUGGAAAUGGGACUCUGAGCUAA